Acanthaster planci (crown-of-thorns starfish) is the source of this 2878-nucleotide messenger RNA. RefSeq lists its product as uncharacterized. The record is from RefSeq and is a predicted model, not a curated record. Lineage: Eukaryota; Metazoa; Echinodermata; Asteroidea; Valvatida; Acanthasteridae.
UGUAUUUUGCGCAGACCAUGCGUUCAGACCCCCUGUGAGCACAAUUUCUGUGCAGUCUGCCCGACUUCAUACUUCCAGCAUACAUUCAAGCGUGGCAUAUCAAGUUUGCCGUGUCCAGUGUGCAAGGCUGACACAAAGUACGAACAAAUCACAAAGAGUCCCUUCGUACUGACAGUACAACUCGACAACCUGCUGGUUAUUUGUAGCAAGUGCCAAAAAAUUGGAAAAUUGGAAGAGGUCAUCAAUCAUGCAUGCGGUCCAAUUAAUCCACUUAUUCCAAAGUUCACAAUCGUCAAGGCAGCACAAAUUCAAUCGAAUGAAUCUGAAACAGAAAAAAUUGCUGAAGCUGCAAAAGUACUGAAAGACCUGACCAACUGCCACAAGCAUGGAGACCCCAUACCGAAAAUUGUUGAAGAUGUUGCUGACAAGUGGACUUGGCUCAAGCUAAAUCGUGCAACUGCAAUAACAACUGGUGGUCGGCCUGCACAUAUACAAGUAACACAAAGAAGUCAACUGUACCCUCUGAUCGUAUGGAAUCCACUGAUGCUGGCACAAAGACUCGGCCAUUAUCAGCAGAAACUUCCCUCAUUAUGAUGCGAGACUGCAAACUGGCUUGGACUCAGCUUAGGAAAUUGAGAAGGUACAGUACGAGAUACAUGUAACAGUGGUGGGAAUCCAAUCCAAUAAGUGAUACUGCAUAUUGUGUGAAAAUCACAUGUUCAAUCCUGAAGACUUGUUUUUUUUGGGGGGGGGUGUUGAGGGCAAGCCUACACUUAUCAUUUACUGUUUACAGACUUCGGUUGUAGUGGAAACAAUUUCAAUUUUUCCAGUGUGUUGUUUAUUUACAGGUACCUGAAUGACUCAAAAUGUCUGCCAUCAGAAAGAACUUUGAGGACUGAACAGAAGCACCUUCUUAAGGACUACCUUCAAGGGGAAACGGCUGAACUCCUUUUCACCAGUGAUAAGGCUGAUGGAGUAAACGGUCUCUCUACAAGACCUGUUCCCUUUGCUUUUGUUGGAGACCUCACAGAGAUGGUAUUGGAUUAUUUGGAUCGACACCAACGGUAAGAGGUUAAUAACUGUGCACAAGCAUGAAAAAGAUUUUGCCUUAUAAGUAAAAUCAGCAAAGAGACACCUGGUGUCUGCUAUCUGAAGGGGAAAAACACUUAAAUUUUUGACAGCCUAUAGCUGUUCCAAAAACAGAUGAGUUAACAUAAAAUAUGCAUUAAUCAGGGCUCGUCAAUGUCUCUUCCAACAGAAAUGGUACUCUGACGUGGCAUGGGGGAGUUAUUCCUGAGGAUGAAGUAUGGAUAAAAGUCGGGGGGGGGGGGAUAAGGGUGGCUCUUCCUUCAAAAUGGCAUUCCAAAUUGUCAACGUUGAGCACCCAAACUCCCUUCGAAACACUGUGGUGUUUGCCUGCUUUGAGGCGAAAGACUCCCUGCCGAACAUCCAACGGGUCCUCCCUCCAACCUUCCAACAGAUUGCAAAACUGGGAUCUGCAAAGUGGCAACAGCGGUCAAUUCGCUUGUUCUGCUUCGGUGACUAUGAAUUACUGACCAAGUUGUAUGGCAUAUGUGGAUGUAAUGCUAGCAAAGCACAAAUGAAUGAGUCUUGGACAGAGAGAGAUGCAUAUCCAUCACGUACAAUCGAAUCAAUUGAAGCCAACUACGAUCGCUUCCUGCAAGAUGGAGGAAACCAGCAUCGUGCUAAGGAUGUUUCUUGUAGCAUUGUUCACCGUCCUCUUAUGCCGAUUGCUAUUGACCAUGUCAUCCUGCCAACACUGCAUAUUUCGCUUGGUGUCUUCAAGAAAUUGUUCGAUGCUUUUGAAAGUGCUUGUCACAGAGUGGACAUGCAGUUAUUUCAGGUUCGUGUGGCAACAGAGGGCCAAGAGCAGAAAAAUUACUUUGACUAUCGCAUCCGUAAUGAAAUAGAGCGACAACAAAAAAUCCAGAAAGACCUCGAGGAGAAACGAUUACAGCUGAUUGAUGCUGAAGAUGAACUACCCCUACAUGUGCUUCGGACUACAAAAGAAGACAUGGAUGGUGCUUUCCUCGAGAUAGCAAACAAGGCCUUCCGACUUCAAGUUGAGAUUUCAAGACUGGAGAAAGAGGCUAAAACAGUGGAACUUCCAUUUGCCACUGGACCAAUUGCAAGUUCUUUGGACACCAUUCUUCAGCAACAUCGAGUGCAGAGACAAGCUUACCAUGGAAAAGCCUUCGUUGGCAAUCAUGUCCACAAGUGCUGCGAGCCCCUUGUUAUAAAAGCACUCACCGCUGUUCCCCUUGAGGUGGCUGAGAAAAGCCUGACAGAUGACAUCCCCUUGGCAGCACAUGACAAACUGCGACGUGAAGCUGCUCACAUUGGAGUACACUUCCAGGAGCUCUUCAUGAAGUUUGCCGAUGUUCAUAAGGGCAUAAACCACAGCUCUGCAGUAACGCAACAGCAGAUAAACUGCAUUGAGACAAGUAUAAGGGACUUCAUGGCAGCCUACAGACAGCUUUUCCCAGAUCUAAUUACUCCGAAACUUCACCUGCUGGAAGAUCAUGCAGUUGAGCAAUUAACUAGAUCCAAAGUGGGGUUUGGGUUACUAAAUGAACAAGGGGGGGAACUGAUACAUACAGAAUUCAACCGUACCGGGAGGGUUGUACAAGGGAUGAGGGGAGAACUGCAGAAGCUCAUGGCCAUUAUGCGCCGCCAUCAUGUUGCCACAACUCCUGAAAGAGUCAAGAAAGUUCUGACCCCUCUGACGAAAGUGGGGAGUCUUCUCCUGCAGAUGACACGUCUAGUGACGAUGUCCACAGCAGUAGUAGCAGUGACGAUCGGGGCCCUGUCCACAAACGAGGGAGAGGAGGGCGAGCAGGGAGAGGGCGGGGAGUAG